Gossypium arboreum is the source of this 1352-nucleotide messenger RNA. RefSeq lists its product as uncharacterized. The transcript has 3 exons. The record is from RefSeq and is a predicted model, not a curated record. The coding region runs from base 137 to 703 and encodes 188 amino acids. Lineage: Eukaryota; Viridiplantae; Streptophyta; Magnoliopsida; Malvales; Malvaceae. Gene Ontology annotation, cellular component: intracellular anatomical structure.
UGCAAUGUAAACGUAAGGAGUGACGUUAUAACCAUAGGCAGCAGCUAAAUUCACCCCCAAGAAAAAGAAAGGUGUCUUACGCGUGUCUGAAACCUUAAAGCAGCAAAGUCCCAGUAUCUGAGAUUAAAGGAAAAGCAUGGCUUCUGCAUCAGAGAUUGCAGCCAAGUUGGAUCUGGUGCCCAACCCUGAAGGUGGUCUCUAUACCGAAACUUUCAGAGAUACCUCCAUCUUCCUCUCCAAAUCUCAACUUCCUCCUCACUACAAAGUUGAUCGUCCUGUUAGCACAUGUAUUUACUUCAUGCUACAAUCCGGGAAUGUGUCUCGCCUUCAUCGAAUACCAUGUGCUGAGACCUGGCAUUUUUAUUUAGGAGAACCUCUUACGAUUGUAGAGCUGGAUGAGAAAGAUGAGAAGCUGAAACUAACAUGUCUCGGACCUGACCUGGGAGAUAAUCAGCAGGUGCAAUAUACGGUACCUCCAUAUGUUUGGUUUGGUGCAUUUCCAACCAAGGAUUUUCAUAUUUCCAGUGACGGCAGAGCGGCCAAAGCUGAACCAAGGGAUGCUGAGUGUCACUAUUCCCUCGUUGGAUGCACCUGCGCACCUGCCUUUCAAUUUCAAGACUUUGAGCUCGGAAAACAUUCCGAGCUUGUUUCCACCUUUCCGAAUUAUGAGCCUAUCAUUUCUUUUCUCACCAAUACUGAUUGACUUGCCAUCUGAUUUCUCCUGUUCUCAGCUCAUUGGUGCCAAGAAGUUUUCAUGUUUUUGAUCCCUAGAUUGCUACUUCUGUAAUUUACAGUUUUUCCACAGCUGAAAAAAGCGUUAAGCUUUGUAUCAAAUGCUGUUUUCCAUGCACCAAGAUAUUGUUCGAUAAAUUCGUGCUGUGAAAAAAUUGCUAAUGAUCUAUUAUCGAGCAGCAAAACUAAUAAGGCAAGUUAAGAGUAAGAGAAAUUGAAGAAACUUCUGCAUCAAAUGAUCAUCAAACAUAGCUAAAAGGGGUACAUAUAAAAUGAAAGUGAAACUGCCAUUAGAAAACGUGGCACAAAGCAACAAACCAUGGAAACUUCGAGCAACUUCCAAACAAAUGAACUGUAGAAGCCUAGGAAGGAAGUAAAGAGAAACUAAACCAAAGGGAGCAAAGACAGUUUUGGGUAUAAACAUCCAAUGUUCAAUAUCCUUUAACUGAUUGGAGAACCUAAUGUAGCUAGCUAAUGCAUUUAAGGGUUACUGCCUGUUCUAUGGAGGUAUCCGGAAAUCAUCUUCAUUGCUACUUAAGAAUGUAAAAGAAUAAACUUCCUCUCCUCAACCUCUUAGCAGAGACGCUCUUCCGAAGUGAUUAAGUUUCCUCCUUAUUCCA